Penaeus indicus is the source of this 2249-nucleotide messenger RNA. RefSeq lists its product as uncharacterized. Gene Ontology annotation, cellular component: cytoplasm; nucleus. Lineage: Eukaryota; Metazoa; Arthropoda; Malacostraca; Decapoda; Penaeidae. Bases 100 to 2112 code for a protein of 670 amino acids. The record is from RefSeq and is a predicted model, not a curated record. The transcript is spliced from 7 exons. Gene Ontology annotation, biological process: protein refolding; response to heat.
CUGCUUCCCCCAUGCCUUUUCAGUACGGAAACAGACACCUUCACAUAACAGUCUCUCUCCACAAGAUAUUUUCAAAAGCAGUUUUGUUCAACACUCGAAAUGGCUCCCAUUCAGAACAGUAAUGCGUGCGAGGUUAAUACAGCUUCGUCUAAAGUCAAGUGCUGCCGCUGCGGAGGGUCGAAGAGCUCCUGGGACAUGUUCCUUCCCAUCACUCACAGGGGAAGCUUCUUCCAGGAUUCCUUCUUCUCCAACAUUCACCAGCAUUUCGACGCUGCCGUCAGGGAGGUUCUGGACAAGUGGAGUGGCUCUGACAUCAAGCUGACUAACCACACGGAGGACGCGAACACCCGCCACAGUGAUGUCAUUGGCCGCUACAGAAGGCUUCGAUCCAUCGACCUGAAGGAGGAGAACCAGGCUGUCACUGUCACGUCGGAUGACACAAGUCACAAGGUGGUGCUGGACGUGCAUGAGUUCCUGGGAGGAGACGUGACGGUGAAGGUGGUUGACGAGAAGGAGCUGGUGGUGGAAGGACGCGUGGAAAAGAAGGAGGAGGGAAGUUCCUGUGUGGCACUGCACUCCUUCAGACGCCGCUUCUCCCUGCCACGCCUUACCAACAUGGCGGCCAUCACCUCCGCCAUGUCCUCCGACGGUGUCCUCACCAUCACAGUGCCCAAACUGGAAAACGAAGACAAUCAAAGAACUACCAUCAUCCCCAUCAAGAUCGAAGAGACGAAUUCACAGACAAAGUCUUCCAAAACAACAGCUCCUCAAAACACAAAUAAGCAGGAAAUCAGAUGCGAACACUGCAGUCGGGACGCCGUCUCCAAGAAGGCAGUCAAUGAAACGUGUGUCAAGAAAGAGAGCGAGUCCUGUGAAUCUGAGAAAAGAUCCUCGACACUAGAUUCCUUCGCUGGACACAACGUGCUCCCGAUCGUGCGCAAAGGACUCUUCUUCGACGAUUCCUUCUUCCAGGAAAGCUGGAAGGAUUUCCAGAGGGCGGUGAAGGAAGUGUUGAACAAGUGGGGGGAACAGUCCUCCAUUGGCGACGACCUAACGCGCUACAGGAGUCUCCGAAGUCGUGAUUUGAGAGAAGAAAACCAGGCUGUCACUUCCUCGGAGGAUGAACGUCAACACAAGUUCGUUCUUGACGUGAAAGAUUUCAGUGACGGCGGAGAGAUCAGCGUGAAGGCAGUGAACGACAGAGAGUUGGUGGUCGAAGGCCGCAAGGAGAAGCAGGGAGACGGGUCGAGGUGUUCUCAGCGGUUCGUUCGGCGUUUCGUCGUUCCUGGAGACAUCGAACUUGAUGCCGUUACCUCAGUCGUGUCUUCUGAUGGUGUGCUCACUAUCUCGGCACCUAAGAAGCAGCCGAAGCUCCAGGUGAAGGAGGUUUCCGUGCCCAUAAGCAUUGAAGGAAAGAAAACUGAUCCUGCCGUCACCGUUAUGCAGAGUGGAAAUCUCAAAUCGAACGAGGCCACAACAAGGAAAACAAAGGAAAAUAAACCGCAAAAUGCCACUCCCGUACCUAGCGCCACCUCCGCUCCGUCCAAGGUACCCUCGACAGCCAGUUCGACUCACGGACCCGAGAAAACUUCAUCCUCAAACCAGGUGAUGGAGGUUUCCGUGCCCAUAAGCAUUGAAGGAAAGAAAACUGAUCCUGCCGUCACCGUUAUGCAGAGUGGAAAUCUCAAAUCGAAUGAGGCUUCAACAGGCGCUGUCGCAAAGGAAAAUAAACCGCAAAAUGCCACUCCCGUACCCAGCGCCAUCUCCGCUCCGUCCAAGGUACCUUCGACAGCCAGUUCGACUCACGGACCCGACGAAACUUCAUCCUCAAACCAGAAAGGAGAUUCUCAGCAGCACACCACCGUAAUUCCCGUUAGAGUCCAGGGAACAGAAGAGAUUCCAGAGAAGCAGACCUGUUCCCCUUCCAAGACUUCGACAGGAGGUCGAGACGAAGACGCCCCCGCCAGAUCCACCUCCUUCGCCGCGAGAAGAAAAGGAAGCGACGCUGAAGAAGGCAACCAGGAAGACAAGGACCUCUAUAAGCUGAAGGGAAGCGGAGCCAGGUUCCCCAUCAAGAUUAAUGGAUCUGUGAUUAAUACCAACUCGAUCUAAUUUAAACUGAACAUUCCAGAAGUAAUACAUAUGAGAAGAAAAGAGAAAGAAAACAUUUUUACACAGAAUCGAUCUGACUAAAAGAUAUUUUGUAAUCAAAUAUUUGCGUUUAUAUUGGAAUAAAUUUUGCCGUACUU